Molecule: messenger RNA, 895 nt
Organism: Bipolaris maydis ATCC 48331
Lineage: Eukaryota; Fungi; Ascomycota; Dothideomycetes; Pleosporales; Pleosporaceae
Source: RefSeq, a predicted model, not a curated record
CAAUGCCACCUAGAUCUAGCGCCGCAUCAUCAAGGUCCACCACUGCAGAAUCAAAGGCUGAAACUACACCGCCUCGAGCCGAUAUUCUCAACGAGGAUUCUUGGCAGGAGACAUUUCCUCUUCAGUCUAUCUUCUCCCGUCCAUCAGGCCAAGGUUCUCUCUUGUCUCAAACGACUCCCACAUCACCGCCACCUUCACCAUAUUUGCCCAUGUUCCAAGGACACUCGCGCCAAGGAAGUAAUACGUCCGUGUCAAGCACAGCAAGUGCAGCACUUGAACGAUGCAUAGCACGCCUCCAAGCAGGAUUUGAUGCCCGACGCAUGACACCCAUUUCGCCGCUCAGUACGGCUUUCCCCGCCCCGCUUCGCAUCCGAAAAUCGCCUUCGCUGCCACCAGGCUCAUGGAUGCGGCGACCAUCCACAUUGUCGCAGACAGGGUUGAAGGAAUUAGAAAUCGACAAGAAAUUACCCCCAACACCCUUUCCUUUCGGAUCUCCCGAAUGAGGUGAUUCUCAGUGUAGAUGACAUGAGAAUAAGAGGAAAAACAGCACAAAAGAGUGAUUGUCUAUCAUCACAGGGAAACCAACCAUACACACGCUCACUAUGUACAUAUAAGGAAAGCCACAAGCCAGUCACCUUGAAAGAACAGGUACUCUUGUAAUUGCGCGCGCUGCAAAAGUCUGCGAUGCCUCCUCCCCCUAAAGGAGCCCUGACUUUUUGCCCGAUAGCUGCGUAGCUGCCUGCAGCCACUCUCCGCCCCCCUCUUCCUCCCACGACAAGUUGUGUGGUAAUAGGAGGAGUGACGUGUCAGGCAGCUUCUUCGAGGAUUUAGAAGUGAAGCUAUACACAAUAAUAUUAAAGUAGUAUUUUUUGAAAAAAAAAACUUCCCCCCCCCC